AUGGCAUCAGCAUCUCCUCACGACCGAAGCAAAAAGAAAGUGGACGUCACGGAUGGCGACGAAGGAGCCGAGGACCCUGUGGAGCGAAUGAUUUCUCGCACGGGCUGUGCAGAUCUGCACGAGUCGCUGCAGGACUGUAUGGCUCAGCAUCAGGACUGGCGAGCGUGUCAGAACCACGUUGGCGCAUUUAAAAAGUGCAUGAGCGACUACCACAAAGCACGGCAGGAACAAUUGAGCAAGGCGCGCCAGACGGGGAAGACCGUGCCCACAUAA
Molecule: messenger RNA, 273 nt
Organism: Nerophis lumbriciformis (worm pipefish)
Lineage: Eukaryota; Metazoa; Chordata; Actinopteri; Syngnathiformes; Syngnathidae
Source: RefSeq, a predicted model, not a curated record